Molecule: messenger RNA, 953 nt
Organism: Zingiber officinale
Lineage: Eukaryota; Viridiplantae; Streptophyta; Magnoliopsida; Zingiberales; Zingiberaceae
Product: cell division control protein 2 homolog D-like
Exons: 6
Coding region: 1-945 (314 amino acids)
Biological process (GO): protein phosphorylation; regulation of G2/M transition of mitotic cell cycle; signal transduction
Cellular component (GO): cyclin-dependent protein kinase holoenzyme complex; cytoplasm; nucleus
Molecular function (GO): cyclin binding; cyclin-dependent protein serine/threonine kinase activity; ATP binding
Source: RefSeq, a predicted model, not a curated record
AUGGGUGGCAGCAACGAUUGCUGGAGCAGCCCCUUGGUACUUAUCCUGUCCGCCGUCAACCAGGAAGCACAACAUCUUUGUGGGCUGCUGUCCGACAGCAUGGAGGGUUGCCGGAGGUUAGCUAACGGCUGGUGCUGGCCGGCACAGGCUGGAAGCGGCGCAAGAAGUUUCAUCGUCGCUACUGAAUGCCCCUCCGCCAGUGCAGCUCCGAAGACCAGGAAGAGGGUGAGGGACGACAGUGAUUUCAAGAGAGUCGCAGAGAUCGUUAUGGUUUUGUCGGCCUUGGGACAUAUGCGACACGUCAAGGAGCUGGCGGCGACCGAGAAGGCGCUGGUGACCGAGGCCCAGGAGAGGCUUGUGGUGAUCCGCCCAGGAUGUCCAUCGUAUGCGACGGACACGUUCGAGAAGCUAGAGAAGGUCGGGGAAGGAACGUAUGACAAGGUUUGCAAGGCGCGGGAGAAGGCCACCGACAAGAUCGUCGCUCUCAAGAAGACCCGCCUCCCCGAGGAUGAUGAGGGCGUUCCUCCCACCACGCUCCGCGAGGUCUCCCUCUUUCGCAUGCUUUCCAUCGAUCCCCAUGUCGUCAGGCUUUUGGAUCUGAAGCAAGACCAGAACAAGGAGGGGCAAACCAUUCUCUACCUAGUCUUUGAGUACAUGGACACGGAUCUGAAAAAGUACAUCAGAAGUUUCCGCCAGAGUCAUGAAAUGAUGCCACCAAUGACUGUUAAGAUUUUGAUGUAUCAACUCUGCAAAGGAAUUUCAUUCUGUCAUGGUCAUGGAGUGUUGCACAGGGAUCUUAAGCCUCACAAUCUUUUAAUGGACCGCAAGACUAUGAUGCUAAAAGUUGCGGAUCUUGGACUCAGUCGUGCUUUCACCAUUCCCCUCAAGAAAUACACGCACGAGGUCACAUAUCUUUUAGCUUGUAUUGGAAAGCACAGCAUUUGAAAAUACCU